Candida albicans SC5314 is the source of this 1341-nucleotide messenger RNA. RefSeq lists its product as uncharacterized. The coding region runs from base 1 to 1341 and encodes 446 amino acids. The transcript has a single exon. NCBI's taxonomy places the organism in Eukaryota, Fungi, Ascomycota, Pichiomycetes, Serinales, Debaryomycetaceae. The record is from RefSeq and is a predicted model, not a curated record.
AUGAAACCUUUAUUUACAUAUAAAAUACCUGAUUCACCUCAUUGGUAUAUAGUAAUCACUGAUACUUCUCAUCAUUUUUAUUUUAACAAUCACGAUAAAUCAUCAUAUUGGCAGUUAAGUGAUAUACAAGAACAUUACAAGAAUGAUAUUGAUAUUGUAAAACGAUUGAUUAAAUCAAUCAAUUUUGAUGAAUUGGCGAUUCUAUUUGCUAAAUCAAGGGGAGUGAAAUUUGAAAAAAUCGAAGACGAACUAGAAUCAAUUGAAGUGGAUCACAGUAAAGAGGAAGUUCAACCAAAACAGACUGAGCAACAACAAGUUACUGAAGAAGAAGAAAUUGUUGUUGUGGAGAAUAUUCCAAGUAAAGUGACUAAAGCAAAACCAAAAGAAGAAAAACAGCCACUGACAAAACAAAUCAAUUCUAUAAUACAAGGAUAUCUAUCGAGUGACGAUGAAGAGGACGAAGAGGAAGAGGUAAACAGCAAGGAAACCAAGCAAGAAUCAUCACAAACGAUAAAUAUUGAUGAACUAACAUCACAAGCACUAGCUCAACAUCAAAAAUCUACCGAAAUCGAGUCUGACGAUGACGACGACAAUGAUAAUGGGUCUCUUGAUUUAUCCUUAAGUGAAACAGAAGAUGCAGCAACAGCCUCCACCUCAUCUGCUGAACAAGAUUUUAUCAAUUUAUUGAACCAAUUCUCUAAUCGAAUAUCAAUAUAUGAAAGUUGGGAUUUAGUCGAAGAGGAAUUAUUACCAGAAUUCACUACUUAUCCUGAAUUUUUUGCCAUAUCAUCGAAACUGGAACGACAAAAAUUAUUUCAAAAAUGGUGUACCCAACAAGAGCCAAAGUCACCACAAACUACCAUCAAUGAAGGUGCUUUCCCUACUGUUAAAUUAAACUAUUUGAUAUUUUUACAAGACUUCAAACAAGAUAUCAAACAAUCAUUUUAUCAAUCAUUUUAUAACUCACAUUAUCAAAAAUUAAAUGAAUUCAAUCUUUCUUCACAGAUGAAAGAAACCAUUUUCCGGAAUUAUAAAAUCAUGCUUAAUGAUUUCACAAAAUUUGCUAAAAAUUAUAAAAAAUCGAAUGUUGGAGAUAAUAGAAAUUUAAAAGUAAUGAAAUUAAAUGAAUUUUUACAAAACAAACUACAUAGUCAUAUCACAAAUACUGCUGAUUCUGGUCCAUUUAGUGUUGAUUCAAAUUUAUCGGAUCUUGAUAAUUGGAUAAAUUUAUUGAAUCAUUAUGAUAUCCCCACAGACAUCGCGGAAAAUGAAAUAAAUUUUCUUGUUGGUGAUGAAAAAAGAUUGAAUAGUUAUAUAGAUCAAUUAAAACCCACUAAAUAG